Messenger RNA from Rhodofomes roseus, 2096 nucleotides. RefSeq lists its product as uncharacterized. The record is from RefSeq and is a predicted model, not a curated record. The transcript is spliced from 2 exons. NCBI's taxonomy places the organism in Eukaryota, Fungi, Basidiomycota, Agaricomycetes, Polyporales, Fomitopsidaceae. Bases 215 to 1768 code for a protein of 517 amino acids.
AAGUCCAAAGAUCUGCGAGUUAUUAAUCGCGUUUGAUUCCAUGCGUGCUGUUGUCGACUUCAAGCCGCCUGCACUGGUUGGCGCGUUUUGAUCUCGGCGAAAUGGGCUUCCUAUCCAGUCGUGAAUCCCAUCGCUGAUCCUUCGCUCCCGCAGCUACCGAAUUCAUUUGUCGCCAGGCUCAAGACGGGGCUCCGGCUCGGCCACACGCGCCGCCAUGACCAAGGCGAAGACCUCUGUCGAGCAUCUCGCCCUGGACAAGCACGAUUCCUCGCCGCGCACAAGUAAGCACGUCAGUCUCAGUGUAAGUGGCAAAAACGGCGCGCAUUUCGCGCCUUCGCCUUCGAGCUCCCCAUCGGACCUUCGCGCGCAGACGCUCCCUGGGUUGACCGCGCCAAACUACGCGUCGCCCUACCCCGAGCCGCCCGAUACGCCGCCGCCACUCGCGCCUGCGAUUGCGCCAGCUGGCUUCCUUCCGCACGGCGCGUCGAGCAGCUGCUCGUCGACACCGUCCAUCCCCGAGCUGCAGUACCCCUCUGCGCAGGGCCAGACGCGUCUGCACGUGCAGGUUGACUUUACGAGUGCGCGCUCGGCCCAUUCGCAUUCGCCUGAGCAAAGCUACGCGGGAUCCGUCGCGCACGGGCACGGCAGCGGGAGCGGGUUUCCGUCUCCCACGGAGAUGCAGAGCCAGACGGCGGCGUGGGUGUACGGCGGGCAUGCUCAGCCGUACCACCAGCAGCAGCAACAGUAUCCUCAGCAGCAGCACCAGAAGACGAGGUCGAUGUCGCCGACUCAGCGCACGCAGACUGCUCAUCCGCACGCGAUGGAGGCGCAGUAUGGCUACGACUAUCCGGAGAACAACUACUCCCUGCAGUACCCGGACACGCCGCCCGCGCAGACGGCGGAGUAUGCGCAGCCCAUCCAGGCGUCGUCGCGUCACUCUGUCGCGCACAUGUCACCGUCGAGGCCGGCGAUGUCGAUGUUGACGAGUGAAAGCGCGUCUGCGUACCAGGGCGCGGCUCCCAGGUACGAUGGUCCUACGAAUGCAUUGCUGACGCGUUAUAUGGCGGGUGGCACUGCUCAGGGCACUAGUCCGUCCACCCACCAUGGGCACGCCGUCCAGGGACAGCUAGUCGAGUCCUACGCGCCCGCCGCGCCGGCCCCGAGUGCGGUGGUCGAACCUACACGUGGUAUGUACGCGGGUUACGGGAGCACGCAGAGUGCCCAUCGGUACGACGAGCAGGACGAGAGCGCCGCUGCCUACUACGCCGCGGGGUACGGCUCAGGCGCUGGCACAGGGCGCUCGCCGCCGCCGACACUGCCGCCGAUCCAAACCGCACGGAUCGUCCGGGACGAUCUCGCGGUCGAUUCGCGGCACGCUCAGCAACAGCAACCACAACACGCACAGCCUCAUUCGGCGGUGGACGCGGCGCCGACGCAGGCGUCGUACCCGUACUCGUAUCAAGCCACGCAUGCACACCAACAACAGCAGCAACAGCAUAUGUCUACGGAGCACCCUCACCAACAGCACCAUCCGCACACGCAGGCACAUGCACACGCGCAGGACAGAUCGCCGAACGGCCAGCAUACGCUCAGCGUCCCGCUGCACCAGCCGCGCCCGCAUUACAGUCCCCAGCAGUACGUUGCGCUCUAUGCGCCGACUGCAGGUGCGGCCGCGGGGGCGGGUGGUGGAGCGGCGUCGCAGUCCUAUUAUCGCCGGGACAGCCACGACCAUGUCAUCGCACGUGUGUUUGCGUUCCACGUCCGUUGACAGGAGCUUCGACGGCGCCCGUUAUUUGCACGACGCAAGUCAGAACGUCGCCGGCGCUCUGGCCGUGCUUGUCUGUCUGCGAGACUGGCGAGGCUUGGCGUUCCUCGCGGGGCGUCCUUCACCUCCCUUCCCAUCCUAUCCUAUCCUAUCCCAUCCACAUCCACACCCAUCUCAUCUCAUCCCAAUCCAUCUAAGUCGUCACAUCUUGGUUAUAGCAUCGUCGCACCGCAUUUGUCUGCUUGUACAUCUCAGUUUCACACUACGCUCGCUGGUCGCUGCCUCGCGCGGUGGCCCAGACCCAAACCACCGUGACGGACGGUCCCAUCUC